Molecule: messenger RNA, 1008 nt
Organism: Alternaria rosae
Lineage: Eukaryota; Fungi; Ascomycota; Dothideomycetes; Pleosporales; Pleosporaceae
Product: NADP-dependent oxidoreductase domain-containing protein
Exons: 3
Coding region: 1-1008 (335 amino acids)
Cellular component (GO): cytosol
Molecular function (GO): aldose reductase (NADPH) activity
Source: RefSeq, a predicted model, not a curated record
AUGUCUUCAGGCAAGACCGUCACCCUUAGCUCUGGCCACAAGAUCCCUCAAUUGGGAUAUGGCACCUGGCAAGCCGCUCCUGGUGAGGUCGGCAAUGGCGUCUACGAGGCACUAAAGAUCGGAUACCGUCAUUUGCUGACGAGAUGUUCCACCAAUCACAGCUACGAAAACCAGAAGGAAGUUGCGCAGGGCAUCAAGCGUGCAUACAAGGACAUUCCAGGUCUCAAGCGUGAGGACAUUUUUAUCACGGGAAAGCUGUGGAACUCCCAACAUGACCCUGCCACUGUAGAGGCAGCUCUCGAUGACACUCUCGCCGAACUUGAGCUUGAGUACCUCGACCUGUACCUCAUCCAUUGGCCUGUCAACUUCGGGCCGGGAAAGAACCCUCACUCGGAUCUUUUCCCCAUGACUUCUGACCCCAAUGAGGUUAACAUUGACAACUCCAUUCCUAACAGCGAGACCUGGAAGGCCAUGAACAAGCUGCCAAAGAGCAAAGUCCGCUCGGUUGGCGUCUCCAACUUCACGUACCAGACUCUGAAGGCUUUGGUUGAGAAGACUGGCCUCGUGCCCGCCGUCAACCAAAUCGAGCGUCACCCAAUCCUCCCCAGCAAGGAGCUUGUCGCUUACGCCAAGGAGAAGAACAUCCACAUCACCGCGUACUCCGCCUUCGGAAACAACUUCUUCGAUAUCCCACUGCUCAUCCACCGCCCUGAGAUCAAAGCAAUUGCGGAGAAGAAGGGCGCCACACCGGCACAGGUCAUUCUUGCAUGGUCUCAAGUCGGCGGCCACUCUGUGAUCCCCAAGUCUGUCACUCCGUCGCGCAUUGCUGAGAACUUCAAGGAGAUUGAGCUGGAUGAGGAGGACAUCAAGGCUAUCACCAAGUUCUCGGAUGAGCACCAGGGAAGGAGAAGGUACAAUGUACCCUACACGGCGAACAAGCCUAGAUGGAGCAUCAACAUCUUCGAUGAGCCAGAGGAGCAGGAGGCGCCCAACAAGGUCGUCUUGUAG